AAGAAGAGCGUCGCGGGAAUCAGUCUUCAUUCCAGAUGUGCAGCACCAUGAGGGCCCUGGUGCCUCUGUUGUCCCUGUUCCUGCUGGGUGGCCAGGCCCAGCAUGGGUCUGACUGGACCUACUCAGAAGGAGCACUGGACGAAGCGCACUGGCCACAGCACUACCCCGCCUGUGGGGGCCAGAGACAGUCGCCCAUCAACCUGCAGAGGACGAAGGUGCGGUACAACCCCGCCUUGAAGGGGCUCAAACUGACGGGCUAUGAGACCCAGGAGGGCGAGUUCCCCAUGGUCAACAAUGGCCACACAGUGCAGAUCAGCCUGCCCUCCACCAUGCGUAUGACAGCAGCCGACGGCACUGUGUACAUAGCCCAGCAGAUGCACUUUCACUGGGGAGGAGUGUCCUCGAAGAUCAGGGGCUCUGAGCACACCGUGGACGGGAUCAGACAUGUGAUCGAGAUUCACGUUGUUCACUACAAUUCUAAAUACAAGAGCUAUGAGAUAGCCCAAGAUGCGCCCGAUGGAUUGGCUGUACUGGCAGCCUUCGUUGAGGUGAAGGAUUACCCUGAAAACACUUACUACAGCAGCUUCAUUUCUCAUCUGGCCAACAUCAAGUACCCAGGACGAAGAACAACCCUGACUGGCCUUGACAUUCGGGACAUGCUGCCCAAGAACCUCCAGCACUACUACAGCUACCACGGCUCACUUACCACGCCUCCCUGUACUGAGAACGUCCACUGGUUUGUGCUGGCGGAUUUUGUCAAGCUCUCCAGGACACAGGUUUGGAAGCUGGAGAAUUCCUUACUGGAUCACCACAACAAGACCAUCCAAAACGAUUACCGCAGGACCCAGCCCCUGAACCACAGAGUGGUGGAAUCCAACUUCCCGAAUCAGGAAUAUACUCUAGGCUCCGAAUUCCAGUUUUACCUACGUAAGAUUGAGGAAAUUCUUGAGUACUUAAGAAGAGCAUUGAACUGAGGAAAGCUAAGAGGAAUAUUCAAUAUUAACUAGCUUAAAGUCUGACCUAACCAGAAGAGGCACCUGUCCCCUGCAGCCACACCCUGCCCUGUCUAAGAAACCAUGUGUGUCUGGAACAGGCUGCUCCCCCUGGGGCAGCUGUUGAGCUUCUGAUUGAAAGAGGGGAAACUGUCAUCCUGGACAGGAAGUGAGAUGCUAUCAUCCUGGACAGGAAGUGAGGUGGCUUCAGUUCACGAGAAGGGAUCUGAGUUAGACAUCA
This is a messenger RNA of Rhinopithecus roxellana (golden snub-nosed monkey), 1233 nucleotides long. It is a transcript of the gene CA6, whose product is annotated as carbonic anhydrase 6. The record is from RefSeq and is a predicted model, not a curated record. Lineage: Eukaryota; Metazoa; Chordata; Mammalia; Primates; Cercopithecidae. The coding region runs from base 36 to 974 and encodes 312 amino acids. Gene Ontology annotation, molecular function: carbonate dehydratase activity; zinc ion binding. The transcript has 8 exons.